This is a messenger RNA of Ylistrum balloti, 7015 nucleotides long. RefSeq lists its product as uncharacterized. The transcript is spliced from 32 exons. The record is from RefSeq and is a predicted model, not a curated record. Gene Ontology annotation, molecular function: protein binding. NCBI's taxonomy places the organism in Eukaryota, Metazoa, Mollusca, Bivalvia, Pectinida, Pectinidae. Bases 1 to 6684 code for a protein of 2227 amino acids.
AUGGCGGCGAACCUCCCUCGGGAAAGGCUACCUGCACACCUGAGUUAUGGUGUGACGAGGGACGGGAGGAUAUUCUUUAUUGAUGACCGACUUCAGACGACGUCUUGGUUGCAUCCCCUGAGUGGAAAGCCGGUACAGACAGGCCACAAACAAGUGCAAGGACUCCCUCGGGGCUGGGAACAGGCAGUCACCCAGGAAGGAGCUAUCUAUUAUAUAGAUCAUAAUUCAGGGACUACAUCAUUUGACCACCCUUGGGAGAAAUCAAAACAUCAUGCACCUUCUUCUCCCAGUUCUCCAUCAGUCCAACCAUUAUCUCCUGGGAGCCCAACAGACAAACAGUAUCCACUGCGGAGGAUCUUCACAUCAAAUGAGCUAAAUUUAGACAAGAUAAAGAUCAAUUCGCCAAAUAAAUUAAGGCCACUAAAAGCUCCACCUGCCAAACGGGACGACAACGCCAUGGUUACUCUGAAGGGUUGGCUAUACAGACAGGAGAGUGGAAGCUGGAAGACAUGGAAGAAACGUUGGUGCGUCUUGUCUAAUUUCGGACUCUUUUUUUACAAAGAUGACAAGGAGAGCCAUACUGUGGGAUCUAUCCUGUUGCCAAGUUACAGAAUUGAAGAAUGUAGUCCAGCAGACACCAGUAAAAAAUUUGCUUUUAAAGCAGAGCAUAAUAAUAUGAAGACGUAUAUGUUUGCCACGGAUACGCAGGACGAUCGCACACGUUGGAUUGAGGCUCUUAAAUGUGCAGCAGUGCUUAAAAAUCCUCCUUCUAAAGAGAAGGAGACAAACAACAAUACCCCACUUCCUAAGCUCAUUCCAAAGUCACCUUUUAUGACAUGGGAUGAUGAUGAAGAUGAAGAUGAUGACCAAACACCCAGGGGACUGUCCUCCUGGCAAAAUAUGGUAAAUCAGGGCUAUAAUCCUGGACCCCAGCAGCAAGGUACCCAACAGCCACAGAAAUCACCACAGGGUGUCAGAGGUCAAGGGUCACCUGGUGGUCAUUAUCCAAUGAAUGACCCCAGAUUCGCAGAAGCAGACCCUCGACAGCGAGGAAAUCAACAAGUCAGAGAUGACACUCGAGGCCAGUAUCCCGAAAAUUAUGCUCGACUCCAAGAUGAUCCCAGAAUGGCAGGUCCUCAAAACAGACACGCAAAUGAUCCUCGUCUUAGUGAAAACUAUACUUCCCAACCUAAUGACCCCAGGGUAGGUGCUCUGCCCCCGGAGCACAGGCAAUAUUCUCAGCAUCAGAAUCGACCUGGGCAGGAUCAGCACAUCAGUAAUCCAUACUCUCACUACAAUACUCACAUGGAUAGACAGCACCCUAAUGGCUACAAUGAUAUGAAUGGCAAAGGACAGCAAAGUCAUGGGGAUCGGGAUCCUUAUAGUUAUAGCACAAAACACCAUAAACACCCAGGCAAUAUGUCUGGCCCACGGCACCAACAGGACACACAACAAGUAGAACCCAGACAAGACCAGCGACAAGAACCACGACAUAUUGAUUCUCAUUUGGAUUCUAGACAGGAUCCUCGCCAAAGGAACCAUACACAUGAUCCACGACAAAUGGACCCUCGACAUGAUCCUCGACAGCAAGAUCCUCAUCAGAUGGAUCCUAGACACGAUCCUCGACAAAUGGACCCUCGACAUGAUUCUCAUCAGAUGGACCCUCGACACGAUCCUCGACAGAUGGACCCUCGACACGAUCCUCGACAGAUGGACCCUCGACACAACCCUCGGCAAAUGGACCCUCGAAAUGAUCCACACAAAAUGGACUCUCAACAGGACCCAAGAUACGCUAGAUCUAACAAAGACUCUUAUAUGGGUAGAAAGGCUGAUUCAAUGCCAGCCCAGUUUGUAAGGAGAGGAGAGGACUACAACAGGAGGGGUGACUCUCUCCCUGGUCACUAUAACAAAGACGUUUCACCCAAUAGUAGUUUUGAUCCAUACUCAGGUAGGAAAGGUGAUUCUCUCCCAGGACGAUAUUCAGGGGGACAGGACAGUUCACCCAACACAAGUAAUUAUUCUGAUGCAGCUUAUGACAGAUACCCUGGACAACCACACAUACCUCAGCAAUCUAGACGAGUUCCUGACCCUCAUGACCCCUACAGCAAAGACCAGUACAACCCAGGGUCAAGGUCACAGGAUCCAGGGCCAAGGUCGCAUGAUCAUGGCUACAGUGAAGGGCCAAAUCAAAGAUUCCAUGAACCAGAGGAAGUGAUGAUGAGUCAUAAAGACAUUCCCCAGCAUGCCAAACAUAGACCUUCCAAACGCGAUACUCCUUCAGAUCGUUCCAGUGACAAUGAGGCUCAACGACAGACAGAGUAUGAUGGCUUCUACUCCCCAACACGUGAAUCUAAACAAAGAGAGCUUGCCAACCGACCUCUUCCUGCCAUCAAAGUUCCCAAGGAACCUGAGAAUCCACCUGUAAAUUUGAAUGCCCACCACCAGCGAGAGGAUACUGAUGAUGGAUACAGCACCUUGACAAAGUACCAGGAACAGCGGCGCAAGAAAGCCCAGGAACAACAGGAGGCUCCCCACCCAAGGUCAAGGCCACAGCAUGACCUUUAUGACCAAGGUCAGGUCUACCCUCGGCAACAGGAACAGGAAUUUGGAGUGAGAGUGCCUGAACAACAGAAUGAAACAUUGCAUACCUAUGUAAACCUGCCUGAUAGGGCCAGUCUGAGGGAGCUACAGGAUCGUGAUGAUGGGGUGGAAUAUAUAGAAGAGGUGCCUGAACGUCCUCCCCUCCCCACCGCUGUACGCAAACAAAUUGUGGAGGAGAUAGCUCAAGCUAAGACACCCAGGACCUCUGUAGAGCUGUUAGAGGCAGAGAGGGCCCUAGAGACCAGAAUGCAACAACCCUCCUACUUCAACUAUCCUACGCCUGUUUUUCCUCCAAAGGAACAACCUGUGUUUGAUGAUGAACCUGCACACUGGCAACAUGAUCAACGAGGUAACAACAGUUUACCAAGGCCAUCACAUCAACAGACUGGAAAUGAACAGACAAGAGGCAAUAAUACGGGUUAUUAUGGGGACAGAGUGGAUGGAAGUCCCUCAAGGGAGAGAACUGUGCCAAAACAACUCCAUGGACAAGGACGACAGAGACAAGCAGAUGGUGACCGGCGCCGAAGGGACAAAGGAACAGGGAAGCCAGUAGAGGAAGCUGAAAACACCGAAGUCGUAUCAAACUGGGACAGAGUGAAAGAACAUCCUGAAGGUAGACAGACAGAGACGCGGGUGAAAUUAUCUUACUUAGCUCCUACAGGAGAAUCCAGUCAGGAAGACAGUGUGGAGCUAGCCCAAGGAAGUAUGUCCAGCAAUAAAAAUAGUUCAAGUGAAGUGUUAGGGAAAAAAUUGGAAGAUUAUGCGGACAAAUCUCAGGAAGACCCUGCAGAAAGACAAAAGUCUACUGAAAGCCUUGAAAGAUACAGGUCUGAUGAAGGAGUGUUGUACACACAGGUUCAUAAACACACUCAAAGGGAAGGUAAAGACACACAGGGAAUGGGGCCAUCCAACAGUAGAAAUAGGGCAACAGAAAAGUCCAAAGCAAAGCUCACUCACAGAAAGGAAGAAAGUAGAAAAAACAAUAUAACACGGUCUCAGAUGACAAGCUUAGAGUCUGAUCCUGUCACCAGUAACUAUGCCAAUAUGAACCCUCUGGACAUGCCGUAUGAGGAAGUGCACCGACUGGAGGUCAGCAGUGAGGAGGAUGAGGCUGACUUGGCAAGCAGAAGGCAAGAACGACGGUCGGCCUUCCGUCCACUUCUCAGCAAACCAAAGGGCAAGGACACAUUCCAGCGUCUGGACCGAUUAAUGGGUACACCGCCUUGUCCCCCCAGCCCUGCACAGUCAGAGAAGGUCAGCAAAACAAACGUAGCUAGUAACAAUCACAAACCAGCUUAUCAUAGCGAUAGUAAGCAUAACUUGUUUGAUGGAGAAGAGGAGGAGGAGGAUGAAACUGAGGUCAAAAAGAGGAUAUCCAUGGCUAGUAUAGCGAGUUCUAAUGGGUCACAGUUCAGAGGUCACAACUUCAGAUCAGGUGAGGGGGGUAGGAGACACCAUGGAAAGACUGACCCAGGGCCUAUACACACAGUGAAGGAGGAUCCUGAUAUGGCUGAUGAGGAUGUUAUCGAAACUCGAGGUGUUCCUAACUUAACUAAGAAGUAUCCUUUGAGUGGUGGCCGCAUCAGAAUGAGUAUUUCAGCUGGUGACCUGAUUGGAAAAACACAUGAUGAGCUUGUGUUACUGUUGAUCCAAUUACGACGAGAACACACAGAUCUUGAAAAGGAGCGCAAUUUCUUUCGGGAGAAGGUUGACCAACGGCGUGCUUCCGAACACAACUACAGGCGUCUUCUUCAAGAAUCAGAUGGUCCAUUUGACCAGCUGACAGAGAGAGAGCACUACGAAUACAUGCAACUACGCAGUCAAUUGGAAGAUGCUGAUAAACGGUUGGAAGUUUACAGACCCAUGGUCAAUUUGGUCCACAACAUGGUCAACAUGGGCAGUCUGUAUGGAGGAGACAAUUUCAUGUUGGCCAGCCAGUACAGGAAGCAUCUACUGUCUCCUGAUGAGUUCACUCCGCCCAAAAAGAUGUUGGAGUUUUCAAGGAAACACCAGGAAGAAAAGAUUGUACAUGGCAUCAAGGAGGAUAUCAAGCAGCUGUCUUCUGACGAAGUCAUUCUAGAGGAUAAACUUGAGAAACUGUACGAGUUAGACCGACGGAUGCACGAACAGUCCUACCAUGUAGCUCAGGCCCAGGAGGACAAAGAGAUGCUGGAGAAGGCUCUACAGGGAAUUCUUCGUCAGCAGGACACGUGUCGUGACAAUCCACGUGAACAGGAUCAGCUUAUACACCAACAACGCACCAUAGAGAAAGAGAUCUCACGUGUCAUGCACCAACUGGCCAAGGCCUCAAGGGAUCUAGAAGAGACUACAGCAGAAAAUAACAUGAUAGAACAUGAAGUAGCAUUACUGAGAUCCAAAGUCACAGGAGAAUUGUCUCGCAGUAAAAGUGCUCCCUCUUUGUCAAACGAGAGCCUAAGAAACAAAAUGAAGAUGCAGAAGGACUUGGCUCAGGUGAAAAAUAUCAUGGCUGGAUUAAACCAGCAGGGAGCACAGCUGUCAGAAGCAAUGAACACCUUACGGAGAUCUUCUGCUGGAGCCAAAUUCGCAUCAGCAUUUACUAAAGUGGACCAAAAAAACUUGCCUAAACCUGCACCUGUCAGUACCUACAUGGAGACUGAUCUUGAUUCAUCAAAAACAACAGAUCUGUCACAGGUGCAGGAGAUUUUAAUGUCCUACCGAGACCAGCCACCCGUCCAAACCUCACCUACUGUCACUGUCAAAUCUCAAAAUCCACCCAUUAUGGCUGUUCAGCAUACCUCUAGUCUUGAGAGCAGCCCAAGCAGGGUCCCUGGAGGAGAAGAUGUUGUGGAUGGACAGUGGGAUAUAGAGGAUGCUGAUGACAACACUAAAAGAUUUUUCGGUCUCCUUCCAAAGGACAAGCCUAAAACACUGACAGUACGGGAUGUAAAGAGACAGUCUGAACAAAGGAAGGAGCAACUUAAAGUUAGGAAAGAAUCUGAGGAUGAUAAUGGAGAGCCCUGGAGCUUGAAUGGUGUAGAUACAGAGCAGCCAGCAGGGCCAAAUUAUACUCAACCUGCCCUCAAUAAUCAGGGGCCCAUAUACGAGAAUCUCCCACCGUCUGACUCAGCAUUGAGGAAAUCGUGGUCAUCGGUCAACGCUCUGGGCACAAAUGGUUCUGCCCCCAACUCCCGCCGAUCCUCUGCCCUUCAUCUUAUGAUGCCCCGCCCAUUUGUGCCAUUUGGCAGCCAACCAACAUCCACACAGACAAGUUACAGCAGUCUAAAUAUAGACAACCAAUCAAAGACAAGUGGGAGUUAUAGACUUGGCCAGUCAGAUGAUGACUCUGUUGUCAAGGCAACUAGAGUGAUAAUCCAGCCCCAGUUAGGAGCUGAUAGCCUUGCCAUGAGCCCCACAAGUCCUUCACAUCAUGGCAUGUUCAGUGUGAAGCGUACCCCUAGAGGGCGCUAUAUGACAAUCUCUAGUAGUGAGCCGGUGAAGUUAGAAACGACAUUGGUACAGCCAUCCACACCCAACACAGCUGCUGGAGACUUGAUUGUUAACAGAUCUAGGAUGGACAUCCCAGACAUUGUACAGAGUUCUCAGAUGCGUGAUGAUCAAAUGAUAGACACAGGCACCAUAGACAAGGAGAUUCUGUUUGUGCCAGACAAAGUUCUAAUCCCUGAAAGGUAUAAUCCAGAAUCAGAUGAGGAGGAUCUCACUGAGGAAGAUAAAGCCAGGAGACAUGAAAAGGCAGAAAAAAUCAAGAAACUUCUUGCUCAGCAGAGCAUCCACUCCCUUUCUCAGCCUGAUGUGAGCCAGGUGGCAGGAGAGCUACACAAAAAGGUAGAACAAGAAAAGGUUAAGCGUGCCCAGCUUUUACAGGUGGGACAAGACCUCGCACGACAGGUGACACUCAAGACACGACAAGCUGCAGCGGAGAGAAGGAAGACAUGGUCAGGUUCUCCUGCUAAGUCUCCGAAGGAGCGAGAGAUGGAAUACAAUUUUCUGAAUGGACUUAACAAUGAAGUACAAGUUGAAACACGUGAUGAUUUGUAUGGACAGUCCCAUAGCAACAACAUGCAGGAGAGGCUCUUCAUCUAAUCAGUUAGCUUUCUUGUGAUUGGUUGUUCAGUGAGCUUUCUUGUGAUUGGUUGUUCAGUGAGCUUUCUUUUGAUUGGUUGUUAUGUUAAGCUUUCUGAUGAGUUGAGAAAGUGGUACCAUUCUAUCGAUCAAAGUAAACAUUUCGCCCUGUAUGAACGUUUUCUUGCCAAAUGUCUCAUUCUGAAUGGAUUACAUUUUGUGGAUGUAGCCGUAGGAGGUGUAAAACACCAACACCCAUGGACAGCCACGACAACUGAGCAAUUUUCUGGAUCACUGUGUGAUUGGUUAUUAUGUUUUGAAGCUACAGUGUGAUUGACUAUGUUAAGGGACA